UGCAAUAAAUUAGGGCCAAACUACGCGAAUAGGUUGGUAAAAUGAGUAAAGUGAACCGGAGUGGUACGCGGGAAGUAAUUUUUAAAGUUUUCCAGCGAUGUAUGGCGGAGUUCCAAGCUGGACAAAUUUUGUGGGAUUUGGAUGAUGUUUAUGGCCGAACAGCAUCUAUGACCGGAAUAUCAGAGAGUACAGUUAGGCGGAUAGUAGAUGAAGGUUUUAAAAAUAAUGGAAAAUUUGAAACCCCUGGGAAACACAGAAGAGGCCGACCAAAGAAAGAAAUGGACAAUUUUGAUAUUUGUGCACUGCGUCAAAAAAUCCAAUUCUUUUACACAGUGCAAAAAGAGGUACCAACCCUCAGAAAAUUGCAAGUGAUCGCCAAAACGGACCUGGAUUUCGAUUGUAGUCUUGAAGUUCUCCGUAAAAUUUUAAAAGCAAUAGGGUUUACUUACAAGAAAUGCCAAAAUAAUAGAAAGGCUUUAAUCGAACAAACUCAUAUUGCAGCAAAGCGAGAAGAAUAUUUGGCAAUCAUUAAAAAAAAUCGUGAUUUGCCAGAAGAGUUAAAAAAGGAUAUAAUUUAUCUCGAUGAAAGCUAUAUUCACUCUUCAUAUAAGGUCACAAAAUGUUGGCAGUCUCUAAAUAUCGAAGGUGUCACAAAAGACAUAUCUAAAGGAAAGCGGUACAUCAUAGUCCACGCUGGAAGCGAAAAGGGGUCUGUGCCCAACUGCCUUCUUAUAUUCACUGGUAACAAUAAACUAGAAGACUACCAUUCAGAAAUGAAUGCACAUAAUUUUACUAAGUGGAUUGAGGAGAAGCUAAUACCAAAUCUUCACGAGCCUUCAAUCGUAGUUAUGGAUAAUGCGCCCUACCACUCCGUCAUUACAAAUAAGGCGCCUACCUCCAGUUCCCGUGUGGACGAGAUAAAACUCUGGCUAUUAGAGAACAAUAUUGAUUUUGACCCUACACUUAGGAAGCCAAAUUUACUGAGUUUAGUGAGAAAAAACAAACCACUCCCGAGCUAUCACAUUGAUAAUCUUCUAGGAGAAUAUGGGCACACAGUGAUUAUCACUGUGAUUUAA
This is a messenger RNA of Plutella xylostella (diamondback moth), 1076 nucleotides long. The record is from RefSeq and is a predicted model, not a curated record. Lineage: Eukaryota; Metazoa; Arthropoda; Insecta; Lepidoptera; Plutellidae.